Centruroides sculpturatus (bark scorpion) is the source of this 3880-nucleotide messenger RNA. RefSeq names its product adenylate cyclase type 2-like (gene Adcy2). Gene Ontology annotation, cellular component: plasma membrane. Gene Ontology annotation, biological process: cAMP biosynthetic process; adenylate cyclase-activating G protein-coupled receptor signaling pathway; adenylate cyclase-inhibiting G protein-coupled receptor signaling pathway. Bases 81 to 3173 code for a protein of 1030 amino acids. The record is from RefSeq and is a predicted model, not a curated record. Gene Ontology annotation, molecular function: adenylate cyclase activity. The transcript has 23 exons. Lineage: Eukaryota; Metazoa; Arthropoda; Arachnida; Scorpiones; Buthidae.
CGACAAACGAGUUCCAGUGAAAGGCGGAAAAUGUCGAUGAAUAUCACUCUCCGUCUUUAAGAUCAAAAAAAAGGAAAAAUAUGACUAAAGAAGAACAAAGGAAAAAUUUGACAGGCAAUGUCGAUCCGUCUGACACCAUUCCAUCGUCUGUUGAAAUCGAAGAACUUCAACGAUGCUACUGCCGGCGUCUACAACAUUCUUUAUUUAUGUCUCUGCUUAUUGUCUGUGUCAUCUAUGGAAUUAUCUUUCUUAUAAUAACCGUUUUUGUCUACGAACAUGAUUCCACUGCAGAUUCUGUUCGAAUACUUACUUUGGUGAUAUCCCUUUGUGUGUUAUUUAUAGUGUUUGUCAUCCUCCUACCACUUCAGGACACAUUCCAGAGAUGCUCUCACGCUUUGUCUUUCCUCAUAUGGUUAUGUUUCCUUGUUGUUAUUUCGGUGUUUUCUUUCAGCAAAUCUUUAAGGACUGCAUCAGACAAUCUUCUUCCCGUAUACAUGAUCGUGUUCGCUACGUAUGCAAUGCUACCUAUGCCUCGGCUCAUAGCUGGAACCACUGCAUUGUUUACAGCUAUAUCUCAAAUUGCAUUAGAAGCAGCUUUGGCUAAUAGGUUUACAGAUAAUUUAAUUAAAGAGGUUGUAGUCAAUUGUUUAUUUCUUUCGUGUGCAUUGUGUGCUGGGCAUUUUCACCGAAGAAUGGCUGACAAUGAUCACGAGAAGACUUUCGUGGGGACAAACAGCGUUAUCGAAUCGCGUAUCAAAUUAGAAUACGAGAAAGAACAACAGGAGCAACUUUUACUAAGUGUAAUUCCGGCUUAUAUAGCUGCUGAAGUAAAACGUAGCAUUAUGCUAAAGAUGGCAGAUGCGUGCCAAACGAAACCUCAUUCUAAACACAGAUUUCAUGAAUUAUAUGUUCAACGUCAUAAUAAUGUUAGCAUCCUUUAUGCAGAUAUUGUUAACUUCACUAAACUGUCAGAACAACUUUCUGCUUCAGAUCUUGUCCGAACUUUAAAUGAACUAUUUGGUCGAUUUGAUCAGAUAGCUCAGGAGAACCAGUGUAUGAGAAUAAAGAUUUUAGGAGAUUGUUACUAUUGUGUUUCGGGAUUACCAGUUUCAAGACCCAAUCAUGCCUACAAUUGUGUUAAGAUGGGAUUAGAGAUGAUCGAUGCUAUUAAAGUUGUUCGCGAAGUUACCGAGAUAAAUGUUGAUAUGAGGAUAGGAGUUCAUACUGGUAACGUUUUAUGUGGAGUAUUAGGACUAAGAAAGUGGCAAUUUGAUGUGUGGUCUGAUGACGUUACUUUAGCUAACCACAUGGAAGCGGGUGGAGUACCCGGGCGAGUGCACAUAACCAAAGCGACAUUGGAACAACUAGAUGGAAAAUUUGACAUAGAAGCUGGAGAUGGUUAUCAAAGAGAUCGAUACCUUUCUGAUCAUCAAGUCGAAACUUAUUUGAUCAAACAGCCUCGGAAGUCACAAGAGGAAACGGACCAAAUAAUAGUUAAUUCUUCGGCUGGAUCAUCACGAUUGAGAUCUACUUCUAAGAUGCAUAAAUACUUCGAAUGCUGGGGAGCCGAUAAACCUUUCGCUAAUAUUUCCGAAAGUACUCUAGCCAAAAAUAUUCGAAUAACGAGCAUCGCUCUGAUUGAAAACAAUCUGCUACCUGGAUCUGGUUCAGUACUGAAUUGCAGAAAGUGCAAGUCUGACGAUGAUCUUAAUCCAGUUUUUCUGUUUUUCAAACAAGCUUCUAUCGAAAAUCAAUAUAACAACCAACCUCAAGAUCAAUAUGCUUGGUAUAUGACGUGUUCAUUUGCACUUUUCCUAAUGAGUGGCAUAAUUCAGUUGAUACUAUUUCCAUUGUCCGUGACAUUAAUUGGUUCGUUAGCUUCUACAUUAGUUGUAAUGGGAAUACUGACAACAGCUUGUGCCGUUCAGAAAUACCAAAGUUUGAAUACCUCCGAGACAUCUGACAGAUGCUGGCCAAAAAUCGCUUCCAGUUGCAUUUUAAGGAUGGCUUUUUUCAUUAUUUCGAAUUUAUUUGUUUUAGCUACUGUCUUUGUAAAUUUGACGACGUGCGAUAUCGAUUCCAGAGAGUCAAUCCAUGUCUUAGAAGAAACUUCCCAAAUUCCUUCAGAUAAUUGCAACUAUACCCAGCCUCAUGUAUUUCCUGCUGUUCUAUAUCUGACCGGAGUGUCUGUCUUCCUUCGAGUCAACUUCUUGUUAAAAUUGGUAAUCAUGUCUGCCGGCGUAGUGACUUUUGCUCUCGCCUUUCAUGUCAUUCGACCCGAUCUUUUCUCAGGAUUUUUGGAAGAAGGUGAAGGUUUGGUUAAUGUUCCCAUGUCCGUACACACGGUGCUUUUUUUGGUGAUGAUUACCGUAAUCUUUCAUGUAUUAGAUAGGCAGAUUGAAUAUACAAGCAGAACCGAUUUUCUUUGGAGAAAUAAACUGAAAGUAGAGCAAGAUGAAGUCGAAACCAUGGGAAGCAUUAAUAAGAUUUUGCUAGAAAAUUUUCUCCCCGAACAUGUUGCUGAACAUUUCUUAAUCACAAAUCGUCAAAUGGCUGAUUUAUAUCACGAAACGUACAGCAGUGUGGCUGUUAUGUUUGCUUCUAUUCCCAAUUAUAAAGAGUUUUACGACGAAAACGAUAUUAACAAACAAGGACUCGAAUGUUUGAGAUUGCUGAACGAAAUAAUCUGCGACUUCGAUAAGCUUUUAUUGAAGCCGAAGUUCAGUUGCAUCGAGAAAAUUAAAACAAUUGGUAGUACUUAUAUGGCAGCGGCUGGUCUUCAGCCAGGAAAAGAUGGAGGAGAUAAACCAAGAGAGAGUCAUAGUGUCAUUUCUUUAGUCGAAUUCGCUUUAGCCCUUGUAAGUGUCCUGGAACAAAUCAACAGAGAAUCUUUUCAGAGAUUUAGACUAAGGAUCGGAAUUAAUCACGGACCGGUGAUUGCAGGAGUCGUUGGUGCACAGAAACCACAAUACGACAUAUGGGGGAACACGGUCAAUGUUGCGAGUAGAAUGGAUAGCUGUGGUGUUAUCGGACGAAUACAGAUGACCGAGGAUACGGCCAAAGUAUUGAUAGAAAAUGGAUACGACUGCGAGUGUCGCGGUUCUGUGUAUGUAAAAGGGAAAGGAAAUCUUACUACUUACUUUCUGGUAGAAAAAUUAGAAUUACAUAGCUGAAUCAUUAUCAUCUCUAUUUUUCAUUUAACUGUGUAAAUGUAUAAACCAAUCAAAAAUUUCAUUUGACAUCGUAUUGUAUGGAACGUAAAUUUUUAUAUGUAAAAUGAUUGCACAAAAAUGUUCAACUAUGCAUCAAUAAUGUAUUUUGUGAUGAGUGAAAAAAAUUAUUUUUGUUGCCUGGUAAAAUUAACGCUUUAAUGUUUCGUGAUGUGUUUGAGAAUAAUCGACACGACCACACAAUGGUUAUUAUCGAGAAGACAAUCGACUAUUUUUAUCACAAUGGUAUCUCCUGAUACGGGUUUUCUAAAUUUAAAAAAAGAAAAUUAAAAAUUGUAAUUUACGGUGUAAAAUGAUAUUUUAAGAUUUUUGAGAUAAGGAUAGCGUUUACUGCUUACGUGCAAUUCGAUUUGAUAAUCAAAAACGUUGUUAUAUUAAAAUGUUAAGUGUUACGCACUUUAUAAAUCAUUCCUUUAAUACAUAUUGCUGUUAUGUCUAUUAAUAUUAAUUUGUUACAGGGAUAUUACUCUAUGUUAUAAUUUGGUGUUGAUGUUAUUGGACUAUUCUUUACUGACACAUGAUAUAGAAAAGAUAAAUAUUACAGUAUUACAUAUCAAUAUAACAGCACUGUACUUAUAAUUAAGUACAUGCUUCAUAUUUAUAACAAGUAAAUGUUACAUUUCAAAUUUGUAAUGCAUUCUUAAUAACAA